This is a messenger RNA of Lasiosphaeria miniovina, 765 nucleotides long. RefSeq lists its product as uncharacterized. Gene Ontology annotation, molecular function: oxidoreductase activity, acting on the CH-OH group of donors, NAD or NADP as acceptor. The record is from RefSeq and is a predicted model, not a curated record. NCBI's taxonomy places the organism in Eukaryota, Fungi, Ascomycota, Sordariomycetes, Sordariales, Lasiosphaeriaceae. The coding region runs from base 1 to 765 and encodes 254 amino acids. The transcript has 5 exons.
AUGUACGAAAACACUGUUUACCUCGUCACCGGCGCAAAUAGGGGCAUCGGCCUCGCCAUGGUCACCAUGCUGCUGCAGCGGCCGCACACGACCGUCAUCGCCACCUCGCGACGGCCGCCGCCGCAGGAGCACAGCGCUUCUUCUGCCACUAGCAUUCCCGACGAACUACCCGCCCACGCCACGAGCACGCUGGUCCAGGUCCUGCUCAACGACAGCGACGCGACCAUCAGCUCCGCCACGCUGCACGGCCGCCUGCGUGACACCCACAACAUCGCGCGCCUCGACGUCGUUGUCGCCAACGCCGGCUCCUCGUCCGGCUUCCACGAUAUCCUGGCCACGGACCCGGAUUUUGACCUGCUGCACGACUUUGUCGUUAAUGCAGCUGGUCCGGCGAAGUUGUUUCGCGCCGUGUGGCCGCUGCUAGAUCCUGAGUUUGUCCUGAUUACUAGCUCGCUCGGCAGCAUCGGAUGCCUUGAUGAGGAGAGCAUGCCCUCGACGGCCUACGGCAUGAGCAAGGCCGCGGCGAACUGGUUCGCUAAGAAGCUAAGCGUUGAGUUCCGUGACCGUGGGCUGCUGGUGGGAAUUAUUCAUCCUGGAUUUGUCAAGACAUCCAUGGGUCAGGCCGUGGCUGAUGCCAUCGGCAUGAAAGAGCCGCCCAUGAGCGUCGAGGACAGCGCCAAGGGUGUCAUUGAGCAGAUUGACACUUUGACACCCGAGAAGUCUGGCCAGUUUUUGAGAUUCGAUGGUGGGAAAAUGCCUUGGUGA